UCAAUAAGUCCCCGGUCUGACACAUAGAGAGCGCCACUAACACAAAAAGUACAUAGUGGUUCGAAAGAACAGACCCUUUUAGGCGUACUGUCAAAUGUAUAUGUCAUUCGGAUCAUUAUUGUGUGAGUUAUUGAAGCUUUAGUGACGCUAAUUUGGUUAUUUUCAUAACAAUGGAAAAAAAGGAAUUUCGUGUGCUCAUUAAACACUGCUUUUUGAUGGGAAAAAACACCGUUGAGGCAAAACAGUGGUUGGACAAACAUUAUGGCACCUCUGCCCCAGGCAAAUCAACAAUUAUCGACUGGUAUGCUGAUUUUAAACGCGGUCGUACGGACACCGACGAUGCACACCGCUCUGGUCGCCCAAAUGAGGCAGUUGUCCCCGAAAAAAUCAAGCAGGUCCAUAAAUUGGUUUUGUCCGACCGUAAAUUAAAGCUGGAUGAUAUUGCUGACAUCGUAAAGAUAUCCAAGGGAAGUGUUUUUACCAUUUUACACGAUCAUUUGUCGAUGCGGAAGCUGUGUUCGAAGUGGGUGCCGCGUUUGCUCACUGUGGAUCAAAAACAAUCGAUGGCAACGAUGGUUAAAUUGAACGAGUUGGGCUUCCAGCUGCUCCCGCACCCACCGUAUUCGCCAGAUUUGGCCCCCAGCGACUAUUUCCUAUUCGCUGAGCUCAAAAAAAUGCUCGCUGGGAAGAAAUUUCGAUCGGAUGAGGAGGUCAUCGCCGAAACUGAUGCGUAUUUUGAGGAUCAGCCAAAAUCGUUCUACAAAACCGGCAUCGAAUGUUUGGAAAGGCGUUGGACUGAUUGUAUUGCCUUAAAAGGAAACUAUAUUGAUAAAUAA
Messenger RNA from Trachymyrmex septentrionalis, 836 nucleotides. RefSeq lists its product as uncharacterized. NCBI's taxonomy places the organism in Eukaryota, Metazoa, Arthropoda, Insecta, Hymenoptera, Formicidae. Bases 171 to 836 code for a protein of 221 amino acids. The transcript has a single exon. Gene Ontology annotation, molecular function: nucleic acid binding. The record is from RefSeq and is a predicted model, not a curated record.